AUGAAGGAAAGGCUACGGAGAGGCCUAACCAGACAGAAAGACACUGUUGUAGUUAAGUCGAAGAUCUCUGAGAAGCAAUCAAAUGUGAGCGCAAGUGAAUCGCGAACAUUGAGUUCGUGGUUAGGCUUAGACUUGAAUCGAUUCCGAAGACCGCAAUUCAAGUUAAAGCCAUUCUUCUCUCCACCACAACCUCCACCGCAACCGCAGAAUAUUCAUCCAUAUGUAGCACCACCGCCGCCACAAGUGUUGCCACCACUGCUGAGCCCUCCCAACAGCUUCCCGGGUCCUCACGACCCCGAGUCUCUAUUCCUUCCGCAGAAUAUGUUCGAAGAAAGUGGUAUAAAAUAUUGGCUCAAAUUCAUUGAAAAUGCCGGAAAUGAUGAUAACAUUCAUUCGGAUGAAUACAACGGGAGGCCAACGAUGACCCACGACGACAGCCGUAUGAGAAGACCCACCAAAUAUUCUUCUCGACCAAAGCCUAUAGAUAUCGGCGACAAACCAAACAGUGAUGACGAUAAUGAUGAUAAUGAGAGUGAGGAUGAAAGUGAGGACAAUAAUGAGAAUGAAGACGAUAUGGAAGAGCCCACCGAUGAGCCCAAGUCUUCUGGUAGUUCUCACAGCAAACAGAAGUACGACACGACUCCCAGAUGUGAUAAAUUUACAUCUGAUAUAUGUGUCGAUGACUUUGAAUACCCGGAACAGGCGAUUGUGGACGAGAUCUACAAAAGGCGAGACAUCUUUGAGUUGAUGUACUCUGAAGUGAGUGGUAACGUUCCGCUCGUCGAUGGAAUUCCUCGCGAUGUGGAGGAGUCCUAUAAUUACGACUACUAUUACAACGACAACAAAGACCCGCAGGCGUCGGGCUCUGGGUUUGGAGACGAAGAGAAGCAGUUGUCGCCCGGAAAAGGGUCGAGUGUUUGUCCGACGGAAGUGCUCUAUGGAAAGCCUAAACUCGCCAAAAACAAGAGGGGCGACUGGAAAGUGAUUGUAAAUGCGGCCGAAUUCACGCAAACUGUUCGCAUGGAAAAGUGCAUUAAACCUAACAUGUUUGAAAAGGGGAAAGGCUUUUAUAUCGACACCUUCCGAAUGCCGACGGCCUGUACGUGUCACGUGACUCGGAGGGUGUCCUACAAACCACUGCCGAGUGCCUCGCAGUCAACCAAUUUUAAUAAGAAACAAAAACCUUCGCCCCCUCUCAGCAACACAUUAUGGUCUAUAUUAGGCGGUCCGCUGCCCAACGACCCGUCCGGCACUUUAAGCCAAUCUCAGGAAUUAUUGCGAAAUCAAAUCAAUUUAUUGAAUCAAAUGAAGCAUUUGCCACAAUUGGCACACAUUUCACCCGACAAUGUCUUCCAGCAACUCAUGGAUCUGCAGUCACCAUCAGAUGGCCUGUCAGACCCUCACAACCAUCAAAGUCAUCCGUCUUACCAAAGACCUCAAAAGCCGAGUCCAAUGCAAUUCGGACAAAGCGGUGCCAUUGACUAUAUUCUGCCCGCCAUUAUGUCCAAUGAGGACCAGACAAAUACCGACCGUUUUUCCGGUUCUGACCGCAAAUCUCAAUCACAAAUGCCCCGACCGUUGGCACAGAUACACCAGAGCUCUGGCACCACAACAUUACUCAAUCCCAACGUGAAUGGAGCGCCAGUAGUUCAGGUGAUCCACGUACCCGUUACGUCCGCGAUGGCGCAAAAUCAAGACCCGGCGCCCGUAUAUAAAGGCAAACACCACAACAACCCAACCUUUUCUGACUACAGUUAUAUCGACACGAGUUCUCUCUUCUAUAAACCCAAACAAAAUUCCGAAGAGUUUUUGCAGACAUUUGGCGACGACUUAUCCGAUAUAAAUGUCGAUCACUUCAAGCCAUUGAUGUUAGGCAUGUCGUCGAAAACCAACUCAAGCCUAAUAUCUCCCAACUCUGGCAGAGAUACCGUUAAAAGGGAAUCCGAUUAUCCAAACAGCGAUUCCGAUGAAAUGAAUAAAAAACGAAAAUUAAUGGUUGAAAACACUCUGAAUAAGAAAAUUAAUUUCUCAUAUCAUCCUAUUUUAGAGUAUAUUAGCCGUUAG
Messenger RNA from Oppiella nova, 2064 nucleotides. Lineage: Eukaryota; Metazoa; Arthropoda; Arachnida; Sarcoptiformes; Oppiidae. The record is from the annotation of a GenBank genome assembly.